This is a messenger RNA of Mugil cephalus (flathead mullet), 1967 nucleotides long. It is a transcript of the gene gpat4, whose product is annotated as glycerol-3-phosphate acyltransferase 4. Lineage: Eukaryota; Metazoa; Chordata; Actinopteri; Mugiliformes; Mugilidae. Gene Ontology annotation, cellular component: endoplasmic reticulum. The record is from RefSeq and is a predicted model, not a curated record. Gene Ontology annotation, molecular function: glycerol-3-phosphate O-acyltransferase activity. Gene Ontology annotation, biological process: triglyceride biosynthetic process. The transcript has 13 exons. Bases 373 to 1782 code for a protein of 469 amino acids.
AUCUGAUUUACAGCCUUGUCCCAGUCACAGACUGCGCAGUGGCCGCAGCCUUAUUGGCCACCUGUUGCCACGAUGGCUCUAUACAACUCCAUGUACAGCUGUAGGACGCUGCUAAAAGCCCACGACGCCUACACAGUGUCAGAGAUCCCUCUGCUAUAGCCGUACUUCAGACAGUUCAGAUGGAGCACCUACUUGCCGCCUGUCACCUCGAUCCUCCUCCUCCUCCUCCUCCUGCACAGCUUUAAAUCUACGAUGCGGACGAUGACUUACUCCCGGUGUAUGUUUCACCACUGGCUGCAGACUCUGCGGCUGUAAAGGAAGCAGAAGCUCCGGGUGUCAUUGCGGUUUUGACCGUUUUUUGCUGAUAAGAACAUGGCUUGGUUUUCACCGCCUGUUGACAACCUGCUGUACAGGUGUCUUAGCGUCUCCAUCACUGUGUGGUUGACUCUUCUGUUUGUCUUCACAAUUGUGCCAGCCGUACUCGGAGUCUCUUUCGGUAUCCGCAGCUUCUACAUUGCGACUCUUCUCAAGAUAUUUGAGUGGGCAACCUUACGGAUGGAAAUGGGAGCAAAGGAGAAGAAUCAAGAACUUUAUAAACCAUAUACCAACGGCAUCAUAGUCAAAGAGCCACCGUCGUCUUUGCGGGAACUCCGGGGUUCUGCCAGCUGUCUGCGCUCGGAGCCCGAGUUCGAGAUGGCUGACAUCUUCUACUUCUGCCGGAGGGGCGUGGAGAGCAUCGUGGACGACGAGGUGACCAAGCGUUUUUCGGCCCAGGAACUGGAGAGCUGGAACCUGCUGACUCGGAGCAACUACAACUUCCCUCACAUAAGUCUGAGGCUCGCCGCGCUGUGGGGACUGGGGGUCCUCGUCCGCUAUGGCAUCCUGCUGCCUCUCAGGGUUACCUUGGCAGUCUCUGGCAUUUCUCUGCUCCUAGUCCUGACCACCUUAGUGGCACUUUUACCUAGAACAGAGCUGAGAUUCUACCUGAGUGAGAAGGUUCAUCUGAUGUGUUACCGCAUCUGUGUUAGAGCUCUCACUGCAAUCAUCACCUAUCACAACAGAGAGAACAAGCCAAAGAACGGCGGCAUCUGCGUGGCCAAUCACACGACACCCAUUGAUGUUAUAAUCUUGGCCAAUGAUGGCUGCUACUCAUUGGUCGGCCAGGUUCACGGAGGGUUAAUGGGAAUGAUCCAAAGAGCCAUGGUCAAAUCCACUCCUCACAUCUGGUUCGAAAGAUCCGAAGUGAAAGACAGACACCUAGUGGCUAAAAGACUCAGUGAUCAUGUUGCUGAUAAAACCAAACAGCCCAUCCUCAUCUUCCCUGAGGGUACCUGCAUUAACAACACGUCGGUGAUGAUGUUCAAGAAGGGCAGCUUUGAAAUCGAAUGCACCGUCUACCCUGUUGCCAUUAAAUAUGACCCUCGCUUCGGGGACGCUUUCUGGAACAGCAGUAAGUUCGGCUUGGUGAGCUACCUCCUGAGGAUGAUGAGCAGCUGGGCCAUCGUCUGCAGCGUUUGGUACCUGCCACCUAUGAACAGAGAGGAAGGUGAGGAUGCGGUACAGUUUGCUAACAGAGUGAAAGCAGCCAUAGCUGCCCAAGGAGGUUUAGUAGAUCUAAUUUGGGACGGAGGACUGAAACGAGCAAAGGUGAAGGAUGCUUUUAAAGAGGAGCAGCAGAAGCUCUACAGCAAAGUUCUUGUGGGCGACCACGACAGCAGGGACCAAAGAUCCGACAAGUGUUCGGAGGGUGAAAACGACAAAGAUGCUGCAGAAGGACAAUGAGAACACUGAGAAUCGCUACGUCUCAUAUGUGCUAUAUAAGAGAAAUGUGUGUCCAUUUACAUUCCUGUCGUUUUUAGCAGGCUAAAAACCAAAGAAAUAAUUUGUAAUUGUUGUGUGUUGUGAAGUUUUUUUUGUAUUUUGUCACGUGAUAUCGUAUAUCAGAUUAAAUGCUUUGUUUCAAACUG